Molecule: messenger RNA, 1314 nt
Organism: Carassius carassius (crucian carp)
Lineage: Eukaryota; Metazoa; Chordata; Actinopteri; Cypriniformes; Cyprinidae
Gene: casp7
Product: caspase 7, apoptosis-related cysteine peptidase
Exons: 6
Coding region: 320-1174 (284 amino acids)
Biological process (GO): apoptotic process; proteolysis
Cellular component (GO): cytoplasm
Source: RefSeq, a predicted model, not a curated record
UUUUGAGUGUGUGUGCUCUGCAACAGUCCUAAUAUGUAAGUGUGAUAGUGUGUUUGUCAGUAGAGGUGUGCUCUUGUCCUGCGUGACCCUGGUUGAGGGGUUUGAAUAGGCCUUUGGAAAGCUCUGGGGGGUGGUGUGUGUGCUGACUCAGGUAGUGUGCGCCGCCCCAGACCAGCGGAGCCACCACUCUUUAUAGAGUAUAGAGCAUGUCGGGAUCCUAGCACACAUCAACAUCAAACCACAAGGGAAUAAUCCACCCAAAAGAGCCUAAAAUCUGGGAAAGAUUCAGCAGAUCUAGAGGGAAGAGCAACACGUUUCAAUGCAGAGUGGCGUAGCAUUUAAAGAAGAGCCCAGUAAAAAUAAGGAUGGCAGUUUGCAGGAAAAAGAGCAAUCUUCUGAAAGCCAUUACAGGAUUGUUUCACCAACAUUCCAGUAUAAGAUGAGCCACCAGCGAGUUGGCAAGUGCAUCAUCAUCAACAACAAGAACUUUGAUGAAAAAACAGGGAUGAAUGUACGCUGUGGCACAGAUCGCGAUGCUGAAGAGCUGUCCAAGUGCUUUAAAAACUUGGGCUUUGAAGUUUUCAUCUACGAUGACCAGACCUGCAGGAACAUGGAGCGGCUACUUAAACGAGUUUCAGAAGAGGACCACAGCGACAGCUCCUGCUUCGCCUGCAUCUUGCUGAGCCACGGCGAGGAGGGCAUGAUUUAUGGCACGGACGGAGCAAUGCCCAUCAGGAGCAUGACCUCGCUCUUCAAAGGAGACAUGUGCAAGAGCCUCGUGGGCAAGCCCAAGCUUUUUUUCAUCCAGGCUUGUCGGGGUUCCGAGUUUGAUGAUGGUGUACAAACAGACUCAGGACCGCCCAAUGACACGAUAGAGACAGAUGCCAAUCCAAGACACAAGAUUCCGGUAGAGGCAGACUUCCUGUUUGCUUAUUCAACUGUGCCAGGUUACUACUCCUGGAGGAAUCCGGGCCGAGGCUCCUGGUUUGUCCAGGCCCUCUGUAACAUUCUUAAUGAGUUUGGCAAGCAACUUGAGAUCAUGCAGAUCCUCACUCGGGUCAACUACAUGGUGGCCACCAACUUCGAGUCCUGGUCAGAGGACCCCCGUUAUAGCGAGAAGAAACAGAUACCUUGUGUGGUGUCCAUGUUGACUAAAGAGCUCUACUUCAACUGAUCUGAGCAGACCAUCUUCACAUGCUCUGCUCCAUCUGCCUUUUCACAGCACGCACAAGGACAUUUAAUUUUUUUAUCUUUUAACAGUAAAUAUUAACCACAUUUUUUGUCAUUGAUCUGCCAUAAGGAAGGAAACCUCAG